GAAGUUUAAAGGCCGGUCAGGAGCCUCUUUGACGGGUAGAGCGAUUUUGGCGGCAGCGGGGGUUUAUUGGUUGGGGGAACAUGGUGCGCACCAAGGCAGACAGUGCAGGUUCUAGCGGCAGCGGGAGCUACAGGAAAGCUGUUGCUGCUAGAGCCCCAAGGAAAACAUUUGGAAGCAGUUCUAGUUCCUCAAACCCACUUACAUCGCCAUCGGGGAAGAAAACAGCUGAAAGCAAAUAUGCUGGAGGAAAUCCAGUGUGUGUUAGACCAACGCCGAAAUGGCAGAAAGGAAUAGGAGAGUUCUUUGGAUCUCCUUCUACCAGCAAACCAGAGAAGGAGAACCGUGUGCCGUCUGAUGAUGAUGAGGAAGCUGGCGGCAGUGGUGUAGGGAAAGCACCAAGGAAAUCCCGUCCACUUCCUUCAGAAGAUGAUGCUUCGGAUGAUGAAUGAGCUGCUCUGCAAAGUCAUUAGUUUGUUUCUCAUUCUACUUCUGUAUAUUUGUAAAUAAAGUUCAUGAUGUAGGUUUUUGUACAGGUCAGGUCUUGUUGUUGGGCAGCUACGAUCUGAGUUAUUCUUACACAUAAGAGUAUUUUUAAAUAAAACGGGUUUUCCUGUG
Spea bombifrons (plains spadefoot toad) is the source of this 615-nucleotide messenger RNA. RefSeq names its product PCNA clamp associated factor (gene PCLAF). Gene Ontology annotation, biological process: regulation of cell cycle; translesion synthesis. The record is from RefSeq and is a predicted model, not a curated record. Gene Ontology annotation, cellular component: nucleus. Gene Ontology annotation, molecular function: chromatin binding. The transcript is spliced from 4 exons. Lineage: Eukaryota; Metazoa; Chordata; Amphibia; Anura; Pelobatidae. Bases 81 to 449 code for a protein of 122 amino acids.